Phialemonium atrogriseum is the source of this 3134-nucleotide messenger RNA. RefSeq lists its product as uncharacterized. NCBI's taxonomy places the organism in Eukaryota, Fungi, Ascomycota, Sordariomycetes, Cephalothecales, Cephalothecaceae. Bases 284 to 2800 code for a protein of 838 amino acids. The record is from RefSeq and is a predicted model, not a curated record. Gene Ontology annotation, molecular function: heme binding; transmembrane monodehydroascorbate reductase activity. The transcript is spliced from 2 exons.
GUCCUUGACUCGAGCUGGACAUAACCAGCUUUUGUUAGGCCCCAAAAUCAGGGUCCCCAGCUUCUCUGUAACAUGUCCACUCUGUGACACCAUUGUGUUUCCUCACCAGAUUCCAGCUUCCUCCUGGUGAGCUUCCAUUCUUUCCGUCGACAAACAAAGUAGUACCCAAUCUCGGGCUAUCUACGCUUCUUGUUGUCGCCGAGUCUCACUUGCAUACUCGCAUUCCAUUCCAGCCAGCGCCGCCGCUGCGAUUCCCGGCUGGCAGCUCGCCCCCAUCGCCAUCAUGGCCCCGGCAGAUACACUGUCCCCGCCGGGGUCCAGCUCAUAUUCCUCGGAUACCAUGGUAGUCGGAGACGGAACAUGGGAUUUCACCAAGAACACCUUCCUCCUUCCGAACUUGAUGGGGCUGAACUUUGAGACUAUGCGAUAUAAUGGCAUGGGGAACCGUUUCUCGACCUUGACACAGUAUCACAGCAUAAUUACAGCACACGGAGUCCUCGCCGCCAUCACAUUCCUCUUCAUCAUCCCCAUCUCCGUCCUGAUCAAGAGGUUCCGCAGGGCCAGCCGAGAGUCCACUACAAGACACCACGCCUACCUUCAGGUUCUCGCCGUCGGGCUCACCACCGUGGUCUUCAUCCUCGGCUUCCUCGCCGUGGGGCCGCCGCGCAGCCUGACGAACCCCCACCAUGGCAUCGGAGUGGCCAUCUACGUCCUGAUCCUCCUCCAGGCCAUUGGCGGCCGCCUUAUCAAAAACAUUCGAGGCCGCUCGCUCAGAGUCCACCUCCACCGGUGGUCGGGGAGGACCAUCGGCCUGCUUGGAAUUGCCCAGGUGCCGUUGGGUCUCACCCUGUACGGCUCUCCCAAGUAUACAUUCGUCCUCUUCGCCCUGUGGAUGGCGUUCCUGGUCCUCUUGUAUUUCAUCCUGAGCUACAGGCAUGACGGGGAGCGGGACUACCUCGUCAGCGGCGGACGGUCUGAGGGCGGUCGCAGCCGUGUGCCAGACCGCAAAUCCAGUGGCGGCGUAUUCAAGUGGCUCGCUCCUCUGGCUGCAGGUGCCGGCGCCAUCGCGCUCCUCAAGGGUCGGAGCAAGAACAAGGAUCAAGAUCGAGAUCGCGAUAGGAGUCGCAGCCGCAGCCACAGCCGCAGCCGGUCCCGUGUACGGAGUCGAAGCCGAGGACACGAGGUUAUACGGUCGAGACGAGGAUCCCCCAGCUACGUCGAGGAUGAAAAAUAUUCUGAGGCCCCACGAAAGGAAGGCGGGUUCAUGAAGAAGGCUCUCGGCGUCGGCACAGCGUUGGGCGCCGGUGCUUUGGCUGCGAGGUUCCUUGGCCGCCGCGACAAGCAGAGCCACGACGAGGAGUACUCCGCCGUGGCGACCGACACGCCAAGCCGGCCAAGCAGGUUAAGGAGGCAUCGUCCAGCAGCGAGCGAGUUCAGCGACUACACCGAAGAUCCGAGGGACGGCGGGAGACGGUCACCCUUGCUCCCGCCCCCCCACUCUGGCCUAGAUACCACGGUAUUGAGCGCCACGGAGCCACGCCGCCACCCAUCAAGGCCGAUGGCCCCGCGACGGUCGCAUCCAGGCCACUCGAGGGUAGACAGUGCUUACGAUGAUUCCGAAUAUUCUUCAUACGUCAGCCCCUCCCGGAGAACUGAGAAGAAGGGUGGUGGCAUGGCCAAGGGGCUACUUGCCGGUCUGGGGAUGGGUUGGCUUGCCAAGAAGAUGACGGAUAUGCGGGGUGGAAGGGAAGAUGAUAGGUCGCGGUAUGAGGAAGACGAUAGGCGAUCUGGCCGCCAUGGAUCUAGGUAUACCGCCGACUACCCAUCCCCGACCCGCAGACCGUCCCGACGACCGACAGGACGCCCUGUACCGCCUCCAUCGGGCAUUACGACGACAGCUUCAGGACUCUCGGAAGAGUCUUCUAUGGUCGAGCCUCAUCCACCGCGAGGCGGCUAUGUGGCUCCUCGCCCGGGGUCGCCUCCAGCGGGGAACGGCUCACAACCCUUACCCUUUCCCGUAACCCCGCCAGCUCGCAGAACGUCUCGUUCGGGAUCACACUCGAGGUCCGGGCCUUUGGAUCCCGUUUCGAUGCCACCUAUGCCUCCGGAUGUGCACGAGGUCCUCCACGACGGCUCUUCAGUGGGACGGCCGCAAAGACGAGGAUCGUCACGCAGGCGCCGAGACGGAGAAGCUGCAGCUGCCGCGGCGGUGGCCGCCGCUAGCCGCUUGGCAGAUGAGGAAGGACGGCGGUCAGGCGGGUCAAGGGCAACGGAGCCCGGCCAGCCCGUCAGUGUGAGGGUCAGGUUGCACGAAGACAGAGAUAGGAACAUCACACUGCGGCGGCUGACAGAGGAGGAGCAGGCGGCGGCGGCAAGGCGGGAGCAGCGCCGCCGCCGCAAUGGCUCGGUGAGUAGCCUGUCUGGGGACGAAUCGCCCUCGAGCCGUCGCUACCGGAGAGACCCGAGCAGCCAGCGGAGAGCGGAAUCGGCAGCGGAGAGGGCGGUAGGAAGCGAGCCCCCAGCGCCGCUCUCGCCGCCGAACCCCGCAUUCGCCAGGGGCAGGCGGCCGAAGGAUUCGGCGUACUACUCCGGCCAACCGGGACCGUCGGGCGGCGCGCCAGCCGCCGGGGCGACGGUGUCGAGCCUCGGCAGUCUCGCCAGCCCGGGGAGCCAUGGCACGUGGAGCGCGGCGAGCCCGUCACCCAGCGGGCCUGGUCAGGACCCGGCGGAUCGGAGGAGGAGGAGGAGGAUGGAGAGGAGGGACAGCAGCAGGCAAAGUCACACUGUUGAGUUUACAUAGGGCUGCACACCGAGGAGCUCCUGGCCUCCCUCCUUCUUUGCUCCCUUUUUACCUUAUUUUCAUUUCUCUCUGGUCUGGCAUGGAAUUGCAUUUCCGGGGAAAUUCUUACCCGCGGCGUUUUGCAAAGGGAUGCAAUUGCAUAUGGGACCAGGGGCCAAGGACCGGGUUCAGAUACAUUCGACGACUUGUUUGACGACACUGUAACGGGAUGUUUGAGUUGAUUAAUGUCUCAUGGUUUCGAGUUUUGUGGGGAUACUUGUUUUUGUUAGAUUUGUCCAAGUAAUGAGAAUGCUUAUGUCUGAAGAUACUGGAAGAGUGAGUGAGUGUCUUGUCU